Geodia barretti is the source of this 1869-nucleotide messenger RNA. The record is from the annotation of a GenBank genome assembly. Lineage: Eukaryota; Metazoa; Porifera; Demospongiae; Tetractinellida; Geodiidae.
GGAGGUGGGCGUUUAACGAAUUAGAGUCGAUGCGUUUAUGAUGUAUUCUGCUAGAAGCAAGGUGCUGUGGCUGAGUGCCUGUUACUCCAUCGCUAGAGGUAGCAGGGCUCUCUCCGUAUGCCAGCCAAGAGGAGCUAGGACGUUCGAAAAAGCCCCGAAAAUACGGCGAGCAGAGUGCGCUCCAAUUAGAACAAGAUCCCUGUGCACGUCUACAGAUGAGGGAGAGGUAAAACGUGGAGUGGUCAUUGGUUGCUAUGAGACUAGCGAUGGUUAUCAACUAAGUGGGUGUGGUCAGGGAGUGGAUGGAGAAUGUUCCGGACAACUUACCCAACUCCUUGCCAGGUUUAUUUACUGUAGAGUAGCACACAUGCUUUCACUAGAACCCCUCUCUAAGGACACCCCUGAAAUGAGGACGCCUCUCUAAUAGCGCCACCUUUUCUUUCCCAAAGAGUGAUUUUCUUCUAACCCCUGAAAUAAGGAAACCACUAAAUGUGGAUGCUUUCUGCUGUUCAAUUGGUGUCCAAAUAAGGGAGUGGUUCUCCUGUACGGAAUUGUAUGUGAUGUAAUAUUGUAACUCAGUUCAGGUGGUAAGGUAAAGAAAGGGGACUGUCGACUAUUCUAUGAUGUCACCAAGGACCACGCCCACGUUGCCGUGGUAGGCGUGGGGUCAUGUGACCCGGAGAUCGGCUGUGAAGAUAUCGAUGUUAAGAGACAAAACAUCCGCAGUGCCGCUGCUGUUGGCGUGAAAACCCUGCAGAAGGCUGGAGUGACUGAUAUAUCAAUUGAUGGCCUGGGAAAUCCUGAAGCAUGUGCAGAAGGAAGUGUACUGGGCACUUUUGUCUUUGACAAACUGAAAGACAGUGAGAAAAGAAAGGAACCGCCAGCAAUCACAUUGAUCAAUUCCACGUCAGAGUCGGAGGUGGAAUGGAACCGGGGCUGUGUCCUGGCAUCGGCACAGAACUUUGCGCGAGAGUUGAAAGAGAUGCCGUCCAACCUCCUGACUCCCUCUCUCUUCGUUGAUGCAGUGGGGGAGAGAAUGGCUGGCAGAGAGAGCCUGGAGUUCAUCCCUCGUCCCAAGUCUUGGAUAGAGGAGAAGAAGAUGGGGGCGUUUCUGGGCGUGGCCCAAGGUGCCGCCACGUCACCAUGGUUACUGGAGAUGAGAUACAAUUACAAGCCUGAGGACACGCCCAUUGUCCUCGUCGGAAAAGGUGUGACCUUUGACACUGGAGGUAUAUCGAUAAAGCCGUCAGCGGGGAUGGGGUUAAUGCGAGGUGAUAUGGGUGGGGCGGCUGCAGUCGCUGCCUCAGUAUAUGCAGUGGCACAACUUCAGCUGCCCAUCAGUUUGGUGGCUCUUAUUCCCCUGUGCGAGAACAUGCCGUCUGGUACGGCCUUCAAACCUGGAGACGUAGUCACUGCAAUGAAUGGAAAGACCAUCGAGGUUGAUAACACGGAUGCAGAAGGUCGUCUCCUGCUGGCGGAUGCCCUGACCUACGCCCACUCCUUCUCUCCCUCCACCAUCAUCGACCUGGCCACUCUGACUGGAGCCGUUGACGUGGCUCUGGGCUCUGGUGCUGCCGCCGUCUUCACUACUGACGAUGACCUGUGGUCUGAGAUUCACCAGGCAGGUCAGGUGACAGGGGACAGGGUGUGGAGGAUGCCUCUCUACCAGCAGUACACCAAACAGAUUGAGGCCAGAACUGCUGACAUCAGCAACGUGGGGGCCAGAGGAAGGGAUGCCGGAGCCUUGCACAGCCGCAGCAUUCCUCAAGGAGUUCGUUGAGGUGAAGCGAUGGGCUCAUCUAGAUAUAGCUGGAGUGAUGCACAGCAUGGAGAGUGGCCUUUUCUUGACAAGGGACUGUCAGGUACAGC